GGGCCGCUCCUGCCCCGCCAUGUCCUCCCUGUGCGACCUCCCAGGCGCCGCCAGCCCGCCUCGGCCGCCGCUCAGCUCCCAGGAGCUGGCGCAGGAGAUCAAGGCGUUCCUGAGCGGCGUGGACCCCGUGCAUGGCACCAAGUUGACACUGAAGGAGCAUGCUCGCUGCGCCAUUCUGCUGCUGCGGAGCCUGCCGCCUGCCCGGCACGCUGUGCUGGAGCACCUCCGUGCUGUCUUCGAUGAGCACGUCUGCACUCAUCUCCUGGAGUGGGAGAGCAGCGAGGUGGGGCUGGGGGCAGUCGCUGGGCGAGCCCCAGGGCCCAGCCUGGACGACGUGGUGCAGGAAGUGCAGCACGUGCUCUCGGACUUUGUGCGGGCUAACCCCAAGGCCUGGGCGCCCGUUGUCUCUGCCUGGUCCAUUGACCUCAUGGGGCAGCUGAGCAGCAAGUACGCUGGGCGCCACGGUGUGCCCCAUGCCUCCAGCCUCAAUGAGCUGCUGCAGCUAUGGAUGUCUUGCAAGGCCACACGCACACUCAUGGACAUCUACACCCAGUGCCUCUCCUCCAUGAUCAGCACCUGCCCCGAUGCCUGUGUGGAUGCCUUGCUGGACACUUCAGUGCAGCACUCCCCCCACUUUGACUGGGUGGUGGCCCACAUCGGCUCCUCUUUCCCCAACACCAUCAUCAGCCGUGUCCUCUCCUGUGGCCUUAAAGACUUCUGCGUGCAUGGGGCAGCCCCUGUGGAUCUGCUCUUCCCCACUGCUGCCGACAAGCGGGUGCCCAAGAUCGCCUCUGUCGUGGGUAUUCUGGGCCACCUGGCCUCGCGCCACUCGAGCAGCAUCAAGCAGGAGCUGCUGCGCAUGUUCCACGAGAGCCUGGGCCCCGUGCGGGAUCAGCACCAGAAGGCCACGGUGCCAUUUCUGCUCCAGCUGGCAGUAAUGUCACCCAUGCUGCUGGGCACCAUCUCCUCCGAGCUUGUGGACUCUCUCAAGCCCAGUGUCCUCAACCAGCUGCACCAGCACUUCACCUCUCUGCCUCGUGAAGACCUGGAGAACAUGGUGAGCAUUGUGGUGCACCUCAUCUGCCAGACUUCAGCUGGGGCCUACCGCAUCCUCCAGUUCCUAGUGAACACAGCCAUGCCAGCCUCCGUCAUCACCACACCAGGGCUGGCUGUGCAUGACAGCGUUCGUGAGGCCUGCGACCGCAUCAUCCAGCUGCUGCUGCUCAACCUGCAGAAGCUGGUGUACAACCGGGGUGCGCCCAGCUUGGGAGAUGCCCCGCCACGCCCUGUGCCUUUCCUGGACGAGCUCAAAGGCCAUGUGCGGGAGCUGUGCGUGGAGACACUACGGCUAGAGCGAAAGCGCUUCCUGUGGCAGCACCAGCUGCUGGGCCUCCUGGCCGUCUACUGUGCACCCAACUGCGCCACCGAUGCCCUCUUCUAUCUCCUGACGCUGGCCCGCAGCCAGGAAGAGCUGGGUUUGGCCACACAGCUCUAUGCUGUCCUCAGCUCCUGCAUGACCGACCUGCUCCCGGCCACAGUGAAGAAGUGCGUGUGCCAGAUCCAUGCUGGCGGCUUGCCAGAGCAGCACGUGGUCCAGCUCUUCCACAACCUGGCCCUCAUCGUGCAGUGGGAGGGCGAGGGCCCAGCCUCCAUGAGCACGCAAUUGGGGGCUGUCCUCUCCCACCACCUCCAUGACCUGGGGCAGUUGCUGCUGCACUGCAGCCCUGAGGUGGCAGAGGCUGCCUCCCUGCUGCUCUCCGUCUGUCCCAUGCCCCGUGCCGUCCGCCCCGCUCACCUCCUCGUCAUUGUCCGCUCUGCUGUGCACCAGUUCUUUCUUGUGCUGCGCCGGCAGAGCCCUACCAGCCUCAGCUACAGCAGUCGGCUGCUGGCACGCCUCAGCGGCACCUCGCCCGCUGCCACAAAGGCCGUGCUGCAGCAGCUGGUGGAGGGAGCCCUGCACCGUGGCAAUGCUGAGCUCUUUGGGGGCCUGGGUGAGGACCCCAGCGGGGAUGAGGCUGGGCUAGAGGGGGCCCGGGUCUCCCUGCUGGACACCAACCGCCGCUUCACGGCUGCUGUCAACUUUUCAGGCAGCGUGUGGUCGGUGUUCCACGCCGGGGUGAUUGGGCGAGGGCUCAAGCCACCGGUGGCAGUGGGUGGGCGGGCACCAGAGGAGCUGGUGCACAACACUCAGAGCUUCCUCAGCCUGCUACUGCGGUGCUGCCGGGGUGGGCGCUACAGCCCUGCUGAGGCCCCUGUCCCACCAGCAGCAGGCAUCAGCCCUGAGGCAGCCAAGGCAGUGGCAGUGGUACUGGUGGAGAGCGUGUGCCCGGAUGUGACGGGCAGCGAGCUGUGCUGGCCGCCCGAGGAACAUACCCGCAGCACCGUUGAGCGCGACCUGCAGAUCUGCCGCCGCUUCCGCGACAACCCCCUGCUUUUCCCACUGCUGCGGCUGGUGGCAGCUGGGCGGCCGGCACUCUGCUACUGCUCUGUGCUGCUCCGUGGUCUCUUGGCCACCCUCAUGGCUCAUUGGGAGGCCUCCCGUGAGAGUGACACCACCAGCUCCCCCUGGCACCUCCAGGCCUCCUGCGCCCUGGUGGCCUGCAUGGCAGAGGGCUCCCUGCUACCACCUGUGUUGGGCAACAUGCAUGAGAUCUUCCACCAGCUGGCCCCCUUCGAGGUCCACCUGCUGCUUCUCAGCGUCUGGGACUACAUGCGCGACAACAGCCCUCUGCCACAGAAGUUCACCUUCCAGGCUGACUGUGGGCUCUUCUUCCGGGACUUCUCCCGGGACAGCGAUGUGGGGAAGUACCUGGCGGUGCUACACAGCGUUCUGCACAAGAACAUCAACCGCCUUGGCCUGCUGGCUGGCCGCUUCCGCACCUAGCCCCUGCCUCAUGGUUGCCUGUGCUCUAAUCCUCCCGUCGCUUGGCUUUUUCUUCAGCCUUUUCCAGACUGAACAUUGGAGCACAGGUGGACCUGGUGCUCUUCCCCUGGCUUCUGGGCUGCUAUGGGGCAGCAUCACCCAGGACUUCAGUCUCCUCAUGGGGGCUUUGAGAACUGUGGGCUUUUCCGUGCGUCCGUGGCUGGAGCAGUCAUCAGCAAGGGCUGUGGACAAGGUGCCUCUUGGAGGCUGGAAAGCCCUGUGCCAUCAGGGUGAGGAUGCUCUCUGGCACCUCUCUGCUCUCUGCACUGGCCCUGGCACGGCUGAGGCGGAAGUGAGGUGGUCCUGCCCCAGGAUCACCUCACUUAGGGGGUCCCAUGGAUGCGGCCACCAAGGGGGUCUGGCUCCCCCAACCCUUUUCUAAAUAAAGAGCAGAAGGGAGUGGCGAGCUGUGGCAUCUGUGGGCCCCUGGCCGCCCUCACUCACCCCAUGGAGAAGCAGAGCCAGAGCAGAGCUGCCCCGGACCCUGCUGUGGUGGGAGGUGGUAG
This is a messenger RNA of Rhea pennata, 3429 nucleotides long. RefSeq names its product integrator complex subunit 5 (gene INTS5). The record is from RefSeq and is a predicted model, not a curated record. Bases 20 to 2884 code for a protein of 954 amino acids. Gene Ontology annotation, biological process: snRNA 3'-end processing. The transcript is spliced from 2 exons. Lineage: Eukaryota; Metazoa; Chordata; Aves; Rheiformes; Rheidae. Gene Ontology annotation, cellular component: integrator complex.